Messenger RNA from Ipomoea triloba (trilobed morning glory), 2242 nucleotides. RefSeq names its product putative wall-associated receptor kinase-like 16. The transcript has 3 exons. Gene Ontology annotation, molecular function: polysaccharide binding; protein serine/threonine kinase activity; ATP binding. The record is from RefSeq and is a predicted model, not a curated record. Lineage: Eukaryota; Viridiplantae; Streptophyta; Magnoliopsida; Solanales; Convolvulaceae. Gene Ontology annotation, cellular component: plasma membrane. Bases 17 to 2242 code for a protein of 741 amino acids. Gene Ontology annotation, biological process: cell surface receptor signaling pathway; protein phosphorylation.
AAGAUCGAAAACAAGAAUGAAGAUGAUGAGGUUCCUUGUACUACUUGUGUUGUGGGCAAUACUAGGUUGUUUUGCUCCUACCGCCACAUCAAAAACUAAUUCUUCUUCCAUAGCCAAACCAAACUGCAAUGAUCAUUGUGGGAAUGUAAGCAUUCCAUUUCCCUUUGGUUUGACAAAAAAAUGUGCCCUAAACUCAAACUUCUCCAUCACUUGCAACACCUCCUAUAAUCCUCCAAAGCCAUUUCUAACAAAUAGUACCGUGGAGGUUAGGGAUAUAUCCGUUGAAGGGCAAUUGAGGGUCAUGAAGCGCGUAUCUAAAUAUUGUUACAACAAGGGCAAAGAGGUUUCCCCAUCCAGAUCAUGGUAUACUUCGAAAAAGUUCUUCAUCAACCAGACCGCCAAUAAAUUCGUUGCUGUCGGGUGCGACACAUUCGCUAACGUUUACGCCUACGGCGAUGACCAGUCAUACAGAACAGGGAGUAACUGUAUGGCCACCUGUAACUCCACACAGGAUGUUACAAACGGGACUUGUUCCGGGUUCGGGUGUUGCGAGACGGAAAUUCCUAACGUGGCCAGGAACGUUUACUAUUCAGUGGAUAGUUUGAAUUACUAUAAUGAAACUACCGAUGAUGUUAAUAACUGCAGCUACGCAUUUGUGGUGCAAAAGGAGGAGUUCAGGUUUUCCUCCACUAUGCUUACCAGAACUUGGGAUGUGAAGAAAGUGCCCAUGGUUCUUGACUGGACAAUUUCGAACGAGACGUGUCUUACGGCGUGCCAAGGUAAUACCACAUGUGUUGCCGUCAAUGGUGAGGGGUAUCGUUGCGGUUGUAAGGAGGGUUAUGAAGGCAAUCCUUAUCUCUCUCCAGGUUGCCAAGAUAUUGAUGAAUGUGCAAAUGGACAGCACAACUGCUCCCAGAACGCUAUUUGCUCAAAUACCAAAGGUGGCUAUGAGUGUUCUUGCAAGAAAGGCUACCAUGGCGAUGGAAAGGGUGCUUUAGGAUGCACUUCUUCUAAUCAUCGACUCAUCAUGCUUGUUUUGGGUAUUGCUGUAGGCACUAUAACGUUGUUGAUCAGCUGUUUUUGUCUGUAUUUGGUAUAUCGACGGAGGAAAUCAAUACAGAUGAAAGAAAAAUUCUUUAGGGAAAAUGGAGGAUUGAUUCUGCAACAAAAGAUUGCCCAAGGUACUGCAUCUUCUGGCACAACAAGAAUUUUUACAGCAGAGGAGCUUAGAAAAGCAACUAACAACUAUGACCAAACCAGAAUCAUUGGUCAAGGAGGUUUUGGCAUUGUCUACAAAGGGCACCUUCUUGAUGGUCAAACAAUAGCUGUUAAAAAAUCCAAAGUGAUGGACCAAACCCAGGUCGAGCAAUUCAUCAAUGAGCUAAUUGUGCUCUCCCAAAUCAAUCACAGAAACAUAGUCAAACUCUUUGGUUGUUGUUUAGAGACAGAAACUCCGUUGUUGGUUUAUGAGUUCAUAAGCAAUGGAACAUUGUCUGAACAUCUAUACAGCAAAGACAAGGCAUCCACAAUACCAUGGCCAAUCCGUUUAAGAAUUGCUACUGAAACAGCUGAGGUGCUAUCUUAUUUGCACUCUGCAGCUUCUCCUCCCAUCAUCCACAGAGAUGUUAAACCCGCAAACAUUCUCCUGGAUAAUAACUACACUACUAAGGUAUCCGAUUUUGGUGCUUCAAGAUUAGUCCUACAGGAUGAGACUGCAUUGAUGACUAUGGUGCAAGGAACAUUUGGUUAUCUUGACCCAGAAUACAUGCAAACUCACCAAUUAACAGAAAAGAGUGACAUUUAUAGCUUCGGGGUUGUCCUAUUGGAGUUGUUGACAGGUAGAAGGGCAGUAUUUUACAAUGGGCCAGUCGAAGAGAGGAGUCUAUCUGAGCAUUUUCUUUCAUCAUUGAAAACAAAUCAAUUGUUCAAGAUUCUUGAUGUCAACAUUGUAUGCGAGGGUAACACUGAUGAGUUACAAGAGAUUGCUUUGCUUGCAAAGAGGUGUUUAAAUGUGAAGGGGGAAGAUAGGCCAACAAUGAAGGAAGUUGCAAUGGAACUAGGUGGAUUUAGAAGAGCAACUAAACAUCCCUGGACAAAUAAUUCACAUACUUCAAUGGAAUCACAGGCUUUACUUACUGACCCACCAAACGCCUUUGGAUACGAUGCGACUUUUAGUAUAACAACAACGGAGUAUGAUAGCUUAAAACAUCAUAUGGAGUUACCGGUAACUGCCGGAAGAUAA